GGGACCUACAGGUGCUACGGCUCUCACGGCAGCUUCCCCCAUCUGCUGUCACAGCCCAGUGACCCAGUGGAGCUCGUGGCCUCAGAGCCCUCUGGGAGCCCCGGCUCCCCACCCACAGGACCCAGCUCUGCCUCCGGUCUCCAAAGACCCCUGCAGGUGCUGGUUGAGGUCUUGGCGGCCUGCGAACUACUGCUCCAGCUCCUCCUCGUCCUCCUCCGACACUCACAUCUGGGAAAACACAGGAAAGCAGCCCAGGGAGAGGCUGACUCCCGGCGUCCUGCAGGACCUGCGGAGCCAAAGCCCCAGGAGAGAAUCCUGCUGACCACUUCCAGCCCAACUGCCGGCGUCCAGGAAGAAAACUCCUAUGCUGCCCUGGAGGACUCUCGGCUGGAGAAGGGGGUGAAGCAGGACAGUCGGAGCCCGCGUGGUGGAGACCCCCAGGGGAUGACAUACGUGCAGGCCAGCCACUCCAGACUCAGGCGGGGAGUGGCCACUCCUCCCGCUGACCUAUCAGGGGAGUUGCUCGACACGAAUGACCGACAAGCAGGAGAGGACAGGCAGACACCUGAAGCCCCCCAGAAUGUUACCUACAGCCAGCUGGACAGCCUGAGCCUCAGACCGGGGGCAACUGCACCUCCUCCAUCCCAGGAAGGGGAAGAGCCUAGCAUAUAUGCUACUCUGGCUACACGCUAG
Tupaia belangeri chinensis (Chinese tree shrew) is the source of this 693-nucleotide messenger RNA. Its product is annotated as leukocyte immunoglobulin-like receptor subfamily B member 3. The record is from RefSeq and is a predicted model, not a curated record. NCBI's taxonomy places the organism in Eukaryota, Metazoa, Chordata, Mammalia, Scandentia, Tupaiidae.